This is a messenger RNA of Leishmania mexicana MHOM/GT/2001/U1103, 2049 nucleotides long. RefSeq lists its product as hypothetical. Lineage: Eukaryota; Euglenozoa; Kinetoplastea; Trypanosomatida; Trypanosomatidae. Gene Ontology annotation, cellular component: Golgi apparatus; endoplasmic reticulum. Gene Ontology annotation, biological process: peptidyl-L-cysteine S-palmitoylation; protein targeting to membrane. Bases 1 to 2049 code for a protein of 682 amino acids. The transcript has a single exon. The record is from RefSeq and is a predicted model, not a curated record. Gene Ontology annotation, molecular function: protein-cysteine S-palmitoyltransferase activity.
AUGUCGCAGCCAUCCAAUGCUGAGUUCCUGUACUCUCCCGUGGAGGGCGAGAGCAUGAAGCGGCUGUCGGCCGCCACUUCGGCCCAAAGGAACGCCAGGGCGACCACUCAGCACCCUGCUCCCCCGGUGACUCCGAACGGUUCGGCGGCCUCUCCGCACUCCAACCCGCUGCCUUUGGCAGACGCUAAGCGGCCAGACGAGUCGCAGCCAGCGGCUGCCACCUCCGAAGCCCAUUCUCAGUGCGCCGCUGCCUCUCUCAGAGAAUCCGCCUACGACAUUGACGCUCGAGAGGAGCUGCCUGCCUUCGGCUACCGCGGCGACACGUCGACAAGUCUGAGGAAGAAGUCCCACGGUAAUGCGGCGCGCGAGUACCCGGGGGAGGGGACAGGGGACUGGGUACUGAACCCGUUGUAUCGCGAGGGCGGCAGCGACAGCGGCAGCAGUGGUGUUAGCGGCAAGGUGACGGAUGGGGCGGCUAUUGACGGUGUUAUCACGGCUGACGACGGGCCGACCACGUCGCUGUCCGCCACCGAGUGCGUGAAGGAGAACGGCAAGCCUCUCUUCUCCCUCUCACGCAUCCCCGCUCCCACGACGGCGGAGGAGUACUGCGCGCGCGUAGCCGAGAUCGAUCACGUGCGCUGCGGCCUCGGCCAGGAACUUGAGGGCGACGCGAAGGACAUCUACGGCCCCACGUGGCCCUUCUCGCGCCGCAUGAUUGCCUCGAGGGUGUUCGGCACGAAGGAGUGCCCGGCGCCGAACUGCGACAAGAAGACAAACAUCCAAGCUGUGACCGGUCCGCGGGCUUGGGCGCUUCUCUUCAUCUACGGCAUCCUCAUUGUUUACCCAGUUUUCACGACCGUCGCCUACGCUGGCGAGAGCGGAUGGCAGUGCAUCGUCGUUCUGUGGCUGCUCUCCGGCCUCACCAUCGUCUGUGUGACGCUCUGCGCCUUCACAAACCCUGGCAUUGUGCCGCGCCGUCGCCUGAAGAAUGUCACGGACCGCGGCGACAUUUUCAUUGUACGCAUCCCGGCGCCGAAUGCGCAGGCGGUGCUCGAUAAGCUUCAAGCGCUGCCCGAGACAAUAGGGCAGCCUCCAGCAGUGAAGUGCGGCAGUGGUGGCAGUGGAGCAGCUGUCACCGCCUCCGCCUACACCGCCGAGGCCCUCCGCAGCGCUGUCGCGGACGGCGACCUCCCCGCCAGCGUUUUCAACCACAGGCGAUCAACCAUGUACUCGAUGGAGCGGUACUUUGAGACGGAUAAAGGCCGCAUAGUGCUGUAUAACCCACGCCUGAGCGAGUCCGACUUGGCCGUGCCCACGCUGGAGUUCCCGAUCCUUUUCUGCAGAACCUGCCAGAUCGCCAAGGGACCGCGCACGCGCCACUGCAAGGUGUGCGACAACUGUGUCGAUGAGAUGGACCACCACUGUCCGUGGACGAACUGCUGCAUCGGCCGGAACAACUACCCGUACUUCUUCGGCUCGCUCUUCUUCCUGCAUUUCAUGGUCCUCUACGCCAUCCUCUACAACUUUGCCCAGGGCAUCCGCCUCAGCUACCUGCACCCGACGUGGGACGUGCAGCGUUUCCUGCGCUACGUGUACGGUAUGCCGAUAAUCGUGUACAUCAGCUUCUUCGUUCUCGGCCUCUUUUUCUUUCCGCUCAUGCUGGGCCACGUGUACAUGAUGUGCCGGGGCCUGACGACUGCCGAGAUGCUCAAGCAAAAGUGGAAGAAGUCCGUGUACUUUGGUGGCAUCAAUCCCUGGUCACAGAAGCACUGGUACCAGAACAUCUACGCCCGUCUGUUUCAGCGCUGGCCGGCGGCGCAGGAGGACCCGCUGCGUUGGCUGAACUCGCGCUACUACUACGGCGUCACCGUCGCCGCGGCGGUGGAGGAUCAGAAGGUAGACUGGCUUCUCGGUCUGCCACCGAAAGAGCGGAAGAAGGUGGAGGAACACGACGCUGCUGCACGGGAGGCUGGCACGAAGAUACGUGAGGAGCAGGAAGCGGAGAUUGUGCGGGCAGCCAUGGAGAAGCGCGGCUUCCACGUUGUGUGA